UGAUGUGGAUUACGAACAGCUGUUUUAACCCGAUAAUAGUAUUUUAUGACAAUUCGCUUUCAGGAAAAUGCUUCAUUAAAUUGAUCUUGUUGAUAAUGGCGUGUAGACGUUACAAUGCAAAUUAAAAUAAUAACAUAAUGAAUGUUGAAGGUUAAAUACUAAAAAGAGCAUGUAGAUCUACACGCAAUUUAAUACUUUGGACUACGUGACUGUGAGCUGUAUCACAAAAGUAUUUAAUCUGGAUAUAUACGUGAUUUCGGCGAUUUGUUGAACCUCAUCAAUGCCAAAAAUAGCCGUCAUCGGUGCCGGUGUUGUUGGUUUGUCAACUGCCAUCAACAUACAGAAACGACAGCCGUCGGCGAAAGUUACUAUUAUUGCCGACAGAUUUGACAAACAGACAACAAGUCAUGGAGCCGGCGGUUUAUUCCGACCAAACGUGGAACAUCUUCUUGGUGUGAAUCCCGAUACUGUCACACGAUGGAGUGUUGAAGGAUUCAAGUUCUAUUCUAGUCUCGCAGUGUCCCCAGAGUCACGUGAUACGGGUCACAUGAUCAUGCCAGGUUAUGUGUUUAGUAAUACAGAAAUUCAGAAUCCGCUAUAUAAAAGUCUUGUGUUCAGUUUUCGCCAAUUGACUCCUGACGAACUAAGGAAAUUAUCAGUAAAUUACAAGUAUGGGUACCAGGUUACAACAGUGAUUACAGAUUGCAGUCGAUUUUUGCCUUGGUUAAUGACUAGAUUUAAAGAGCGUGGUGGGACAGUAGAAAAUAGGCAUGUAAAGAGUUUAGAAGAGUUUGUAGGUGAAUAUGAUGUUGUUGUGAACUGUGCCGGAUUUUCGAGCCGAGAUUUGGUUGGAGACAAGUCGGUGUAUCCAGUCAGAGGACAUCUUAUACGUCUCAAGGCUCCUUGGAUAAAGUACUGGGUGUAUACGGAAGAUUCUGCUUAUUUCAUUCCAAGUUUUGACGCAGUGGCGAUCGGUGGUAUCCGUCAGAAGAAUAAUUUCAGUUUAGACAUCGACCCGAAAGACACAGCUGGAAUACUGGAAAGAUGUUAUAAACUUUGGCCAAGUCUGAAGGGAGCGCCAAUACAAAGCGAGUGGGUUGAUCUGAGACCUCAUAGAGACCCUCUCAGGUUGGAAAAGGAAGUUAUGAAGUUUCCAAAGGGAUCUCUAAAUGUGGUUCAUAAUUAUGGACACGGGGCUUUAGGGAUCGCUUUAGCCUGGGGAACAUCUAUAGAUGCUGCUAAACUUGCUGUAGAAGAUUUACACAAUAUUCCAUCAAAAUUAUGAUAAUGUUUUAUCCACAAAUAUACUCUAUACCGACGUCACACAACAUAUUGUUGUUAAGAGACCACAUUUUCUUUCGAAGAUAUUUUUAAGCAAUUUCAAGUUCAUAAUAUAUAAACUUUUUCUGCCUUCAUAAAAUGGCCUCGAAAAUCCUAUGUGUCUAACAUCUGAUAAAUCCAGGCUCUAAGAGAGCACCCGUGUUCGGUGAUGGCAACAAUAUAUAUAUGCUGUAGAAUUAUGAAAAAUGCAUACAUGGUAUAAUUUGAUAAUCUUACAAAAUUAAGAGCAAGUACAACUUGUUUCUACACUGACCAAAUGCAAACUUCGACCGUUUUUCCUGUUUUUUUGUUAGGUUUAUGGCUUUGUAUGUAUAUAAUCGGUGCUAGUCUUUUUAGAUGAUUUAUAAUAAACUAAAAGUUGCUUCUCAGCAAGCAGAUGGGACCAGAUCGCCUUCGACUCAUGCGGAAAAUGCAAAAUGGUGUGACUUUGAUGCCAAUGUCAUAUUAUUGAGAUUGUCAUUAAAUGAUACAGAACUGUUGUUGAUCAGAUAUGAUUUCUAGGUGCUAAUAGUACCUCUUGUAUUUUGUCUUGUAACUUACUUGAAUAUAUUUUUACACCUAUAUGUAUAUAUAUGUUAUUUUAUGCAUAAUACAUUAUUGCAGUUGUUUAUCUUA
Molecule: messenger RNA, 1956 nt
Organism: Mercenaria mercenaria
Lineage: Eukaryota; Metazoa; Mollusca; Bivalvia; Venerida; Veneridae
Product: D-aspartate oxidase-like
Exons: 11
Coding region: 281-1285 (334 amino acids)
Molecular function (GO): D-amino-acid oxidase activity; FAD binding
Source: RefSeq, a predicted model, not a curated record